Molecule: messenger RNA, 2659 nt
Organism: Electrophorus electricus (electric eel)
Lineage: Eukaryota; Metazoa; Chordata; Actinopteri; Gymnotiformes; Gymnotidae
Gene: slc5a9
Product: solute carrier family 5 member 9
Biological process (GO): transmembrane transport
Cellular component (GO): plasma membrane
Molecular function (GO): D-glucose:sodium symporter activity
Source: RefSeq, a predicted model, not a curated record
UUUAGAAUAUUGAUCGUGCUCUUUUUUAAAAAUAUGGGAGCUAGAGAAUUACUUUCAGCACAUCUCAUAUGGCAGUCAGGCUGGUAACUCUCUUUAAUACAGCACAUCCCCAUGUGAUGUGUUUUCAGCCAUGUUUCCGGUUUAUGUAUAACCAGUGAGGUGAGUUCUCAACAUUUUUUGAUAACAACUUCUCUAAUGAUUGACCAAAUUAGCACUAGCCUCAAAGUUCACACUCUUUUCUGUAACACUUUAAAAAAUGACUUCUGCACCUGAGCUUGUGACGAGCACAGUGGAACCUGGGACAAAUGGAAGGUUUACCUUGGAGGUCGCUGAUAUCGUAGUGGUUGUGGUCUAUUUUGUGUUUGUGCUGGCAGUAGGGAUAUGGUCAUCAUUCAGGGCCAACCGGGGUACCAUUGGAGGAUAUUUCUUAGCAGGCAGGUCCAUGACAUGGUGGCCAAUUGGCGCAUCUUUGAUGUCCAGUAAUGUGGGCAGUGGCCUGUUCAUUGGAUUAGCAGGGACUGGAGCAGCAGGAGGAAUUGCUGUGGGGGGAUUCGAAUGGAAUGCAGCGUGGGUCCUCAUUGCCCUGGGCUGGAUCUUUGUGCCCGUGUACAUUGCUGCUGGAGUAGUCACCAUGCCCGAAUACCUGAGGAAGAGGUUCGGUGGCCAGCGCAUUCGAAUCUACAUGAGUGUGCUGUCUCUCAUUCUCUACAUCUUCACCAAGAUAUCAACAGACAUUUUCUCUGGAGCUUUGUUCAUUCAGGUGUCUCUGGGAUGGGACCUGUACCUCUCCACGGUAGUACUGCUUGCAGUCACAGCGCUCUAUACUAUAGCAGGUGGGUUGACAGCAGUAAUCUACACUGAUGCAUUACAGACGGUCAUUAUGGUAGUGGGAGCAUUCGUUCUUAUGUUCAUAGCGUUUAAUAAAGUAGGCUGGUAUGAGGGCCUACUGGAGCAGUAUGGGAAAGCCGUGCCUAAUGUCACUGUCCCUAACACUACGUGCCACCUCCCUCGGCCUGAUGCCUUCCACAUCUUCCGGGACCCAGUGACGGGAGACCUGCCCUGGCCGGGCCUGCUCUUCGGACUCACUGUGCUAGCCAUGUGGGUGUGGUGCACUGACCAGGUGAUAGUGCAGAGGUCCCUGUCUGCCAAAAACCUGUCACAUGCCAAAGGAGGCUCGGUGCUGGGAGGUUACCUGAAGAUCCUGCCCAUGUUCUUCAUUGUCAUGCCAGGCAUGAUCAGCAGAGCACUCUACCCAGAUGAGGUGGGGUGUGUGGAACCUGAUCAGUGCUUAAAGAUCUGUGGUGCUACUGUUGGCUGUUCUAACAUUGCCUACCCUAAGCUAGUGGUGGAGCUGAUGCCAGUAGGAAUGCGAGGGCUGAUGAUUGCGGUGGUGAUGGCGGCCCUGAUGUCCUCCCUCACCUCCAUCUUCAACAGCAGCAGCACCCUCUUCACCAUGGACAUCUGGCAGCGGGUGCGGCGCCAGGCCUCUGAGCGGGAGCUGAUGGUAGUGGGCAGGGUCUUCAUUUUAGUGUUGGUGGUUCUGAGCAUCUUGUGGAUUCCAGUCAUCCAGUCAGCCAAUAGUGGGCAGCUGUUUGACUACAUUCAGGCCAUCACCAGCUACUUGGCUCCUCCCAUCACUGCAGUGUUCCUUAUGGCCAUCUUCUGGAGUCGAGUGAAUGAGCAUGGUGCAUUCUGGGGUCUAAUGGUGGGCCUGGUGGUGGGAGUGGUUCGUAUGGUGAUGGAGUUUGCCUAUGGCACACCUUCGUGUGGUGAGGAGGACCCGCGACCCACCCUGCUGAAGGACGUGCACUACCUCUACUUUGCUCUUAUACUGCUCGCCCUGACGACCCUGAUCAUCACUGCAGUGAGCCUCUGUACUGACCCCAUUCCAGAGCAACAUCUGGUACGUCUAACCUGGUGGACAAGACACAGCCAACAGCCUCGUGUGGAGCUGUACGAUCCCUGGGCGUGCCUGUCAACACCCAUGAACCCCGACUCUGCGGCUCUGGGCUCCGAGCAGAGGAGGGACAGGCCCGCGUGCUGGAGGCGCGCGGGCAUGUGGCUGUGUGGGUUAUCCGAAGGCUCCCGACCGCAGCUGAGCAGCGAGGAGCAGCAGGCACUGGAGAAGAAGCUGUCCAGCAUUGAGGAGGAGCCCAUCUGGAGGAACGUUUGCAAUGUCAAUGCCCUCAUUUUGCUUACAGUCAACGUCUUUCUUUGGGGCUACUUUGCUUGACGUCAGAAUGCUUUGGAAAUAUAUGGCGAAUACCUGCCACAUCAAGGGUUUUGUGUUAUUUUAUACAUUUUAAGCCAUGAUUUUAAAGCUAUUUAUAAAUCAAGAUUGGUAAAAUGCAUGCAAUUUAAUAAAUAUAACUUAUAUCUCAUUUGUUAGGAAUAGGCAUUAAUGACUGUUCAACCUUCUUUGCUGGUAUUUGGCUUUAAUUAUCCUGCAAAUACAGAUGCUCUUACUGAAAGACAGAUGCUUGUCUGCUGAAAAAGAACCAGGAGGAUUCUCCUUUUGUCUUUUGCUGCUUCUGUGUAGCUACAAACGAUGUGGCUGACAUUUCUUAAAAAGUAAACAUUUAUAUUAUGUUUUUAUAGAGUAACUUUCUUUACAGUUAGUUUACUGUUGAGGUCAAUGGAGCUUAUUUUAAUUAAUAAU